Molecule: messenger RNA, 534 nt
Organism: Aegilops tauschii subsp. strangulata
Lineage: Eukaryota; Viridiplantae; Streptophyta; Magnoliopsida; Poales; Poaceae
Source: RefSeq, a predicted model, not a curated record
AUGAUUUGGGCUGUAGAAGCUGGUGGACAGAAGAAGAAAGGGCGAGGUGUUCUAAAAGGUUUUAAAGCAUCUAAGAAGCGUUUUGCCAAUGGAUCUGCAAAGCUAAAUAUUACAUUCUCUGAAAAAUUGGGUGGUACAGUAGGAAUGAACUAUCGUUCGUUCAAGGAUGACGUGGUAGUCGUAAUGAAAAGAAAGUUACCACUCAUUGGAGUGAGGACGUGGUCGGACAUUCACCCUACCAUUCAUCGACUCAUUAUUGCAGACAUGAUAGACAGAUGGGACUUGGAAGAUACACCAGAAACAGAAGAAAAAGUUCUCAAAAUUGCGAAAGAGCGAUAUAGAGGCUGGCGAUCAACUCUAAGCUCCACUUACAAGGCAUACAAAACAGAUGCAGCUAGAUUGGCUAAUCUGCCGGAAGAUUUGCAACCAGAAGAGUGGGAAUGGAUGAUUGAGUACUUUGGCACUGAUUCAAAAUUUCAGGAUCGCAGCCAAAAGAACGCCGAUAACCGUAAGAAAUAGAAGACAAAACACAUA